Aspergillus puulaauensis is the source of this 1170-nucleotide messenger RNA. RefSeq names its product proteasome regulatory particle base subunit RPT6 (gene RPT6). Gene Ontology annotation, biological process: proteasome-mediated ubiquitin-dependent protein catabolic process. The transcript is spliced from 3 exons. The coding region runs from base 1 to 1170 and encodes 389 amino acids. Gene Ontology annotation, molecular function: ATP binding; ATP hydrolysis activity; proteasome-activating activity. The record is from RefSeq and is a predicted model, not a curated record. Gene Ontology annotation, cellular component: proteasome regulatory particle, base subcomplex. NCBI's taxonomy places the organism in Eukaryota, Fungi, Ascomycota, Eurotiomycetes, Eurotiales, Aspergillaceae.
AUGGCGCUCGACAACUACUACCGCAAUAAGAUUGAGAGCAUGAAGCUCGAGAUAAUUCAAGGGCAAGCGGUACUACGAAGACUUGAAGCGCAACGUAAUGACUACAAUUCGAGAGUGCGCCUACUGCGGGAAGAGCUCGGCCUACUUCAACAGCCCGGAUCCUAUGUCGGAGAGGUGGUGAAAGUCAUGAGCACAAAGAAGGUUCUGGUGAAAGUACACCCGGAGGGUAAAUAUGUUGUCGAUAUUGCGGAUGGCGUCGAUAUCGGCAAACUGACCGUCGGCAAGCGUGUCGCCUUGCUUUCCGAUUCUUACAAACUUGAGAAGAUGCUCCCCUCGUCCGUGGAUCCGUUGGUUUCGCUCAUGAUGGUUGAGAAGGUCCCUGACAGCACAUAUGACAUGAUUGGUGGUCUUGAUCAACAGAUUAAGGAAAUCAAGGAAGUUAUUGAACUUGGCUUGAAACACCCUGAGCUGUUUGAGUCUUUGGGAAUUGCACAACCUAAGGGGGUUCUUCUUUACGGGCCGCCGGGAACCGGAAAAACACUCCUCGCUCGAGCUGUCGCCCACCAUACGGACUGCAGGUUCAUCCGUGUUAGCGGAUCGGAACUCGUGCAGAAGUAUAUUGGUGAAGGCAGCCGUAUGGUUCGUGAACUAUUCGUUAUGGCUCGAGAACAUGCACCAAGUAUCAUUUUCAUGGACGAAAUCGACAGCAUUGGUUCCAGCCGUAUCGACUCCGCGGGCUCAGGUGACUCGGAGGUCCAACGCACCAUGCUUGAACUUCUCAACCAGUUGGAUGGUUUCGAACCAACCAAAAACAUCAAAAUCAUCAUGGCUACUAAUCGACUUGAUAUUUUGGAUCCAGCGUUGUUGCGUCCUGGAAGAAUCGAUAGAAAGAUCGAGUUCCCACCACCAUCUGUCGAAGCCCGUGCAGAUAUCCUACGUAUCCACUCUCGGUCAAUGAAUUUGACGCGUGGGAUUAAUCUCACGAAAAUUGCAGAAAAAAUGAACGGAUGCUCCGGAGCCGAACUGAAGGGUGUGUGUACUGAGGCGGGUAUGUACGCACUACGAGAGCGGCGAGUCCAUGUCACCCAAGAGGACUUUGACCUGGCCACAGCCAAGAUUCUCAACAAGCAUGAUGACAAGGAGGUAGCGGUCUCUAAGUUGUUCAAGUAG